This is a messenger RNA of Macadamia integrifolia, 1044 nucleotides long. RefSeq lists its product as uncharacterized. NCBI's taxonomy places the organism in Eukaryota, Viridiplantae, Streptophyta, Magnoliopsida, Proteales, Proteaceae. The coding region runs from base 1 to 1044 and encodes 347 amino acids. The transcript has a single exon. The record is from RefSeq and is a predicted model, not a curated record.
AUGAAAGACAAAGGCAAAGCUGUUGAAGUCUCUAGGGGUUACUGGUUUUCAGAAUACUCUUCUUCGUCAGACCUGCCCUGUAGGAAACACCCAUCUUCCUCAUCAGUUGGAAUCUGCGCUUACUGUCUAAAGGACCGAUUGGUAAAGCUUGUCUGCUCUGAUUGUGGAGAGCAACGCCUCUCCUCUUGCUCCUGCUCCGACGUAUCUUCUUACCCCAAUUCUUGCUCAGUCGAGGUUGGUAGUGUUGGUCGGAUUUCAUUCCUCAUUGAAAACGAGAAGACUGAUUUGUUACGUUCCAAUUUGAAGCCAGUCUCUGAUGAGAAGAAGUCUGAUUCUGUUGUGGUCCUCAAAAGGAGCAGCAGCAGGUCCAUUGAUGUCAAAAAGAGUGGACUUUGGAUGUUUAGGAAGUUUUUCAGGAAGAAAAAAGAGAAGGGUCUGGAGAUUUCUGAGAAAAACACAGGAGUAUCUGAAGAUAAAGAUGAGAUAUGGAGUUUUGAUCAUAUGGGUAUGUCUAGAUCCAGGUCUGUUAGCGGUUUCAGGACUAGUCUUGAUGAGACAACAGGGAAUGGUGGCCUUCCUCUCUCAGGCAAUAGAGAUAUGGUUUCGGAGUCUCUUUUUCAGGAUAACCCCACUACAGGUGGCCUUAAAAGUUUCCAAUUAAGUGGUUUAUCAGAGAAAUCACAGGGGGAUUGCCAUAGUCUUAGAGCUGUAAAUAGUAGAAGUUCAUGGCCAGUAGCAGCUGAAGCUGAUUUCAAUGGCUUGGAUGAAUCAGGCUUUAUUGACUUGAAGCUUGAUUCAUCUUCAGAAUUAAAAGCAGUGGAGGUCUCUGAUCUGAAGAUGGGUGGUUUCUCUGAAUCAGAACAUGGUUUUAGCGGUGAAAGAGUGCGUGAUAUCUCAAAACAUGGGUUUCAAUCUUUUCGUUAUUCGAGUGGAGCUGAGCUGUGGAGUAAUGGAGGGUCGUGCAGGAUCACAGUUAACGAGAAGGGAAUAAAGAAAAGCAACAAAAGCCUGAAAGUAUGGAGAUGGGUAUUCAGGCAUCAUUAA